AUGUUUAGGUUCAGCAAGAAAGGCGGCAGUAUGGAAAGCGCAACGAUGCUGCAGGAAGGAAAGAAUGCGUUCGGCAAGGGCUCCCUGGCGGACUUUUACGACAAGCUGGAAAAGGAAGACGGUGGCCGGACGUUCGGUAUCGAUGAUUCGACCCACGGUGGGUUGUCGCGCGUCGAGAAUGGCAUGACCGGCAAAGGAGAUCAUCGAGGAUCACCGAUAUCAUGCUACUCGCCGCAGAGUCGACUGUUGCCUUGGCCACCGCAGCACGUACCGACAAGCGAGAGUUCCGGGUCGUCCGCUCGGAAGGCGCAGAACCUGGGUCUGAUCUGUGUCGUCUGUGGGGACACCAGCUCGGGGAAACAUUACGGAAUCCUGGCGUGCAAUGGAUGUUCGGGCUUUUUCAAGCGAAGCGUCCGACGGAAGCUGAUCUAUCGGUGCCAGGCCGGAACCGGAAGCUGUACGGUGGACAAGGCGCACCGAAACCAAUGCCAAGCCUGCCGACUGAAAAAAUGCCUUACGAUGGGGAUGAACAAAGACGCGGUGCAAAAUGAGCGUCAACCACGUAAUACGGCAACGAUUCGGCCGGAAACGCUGCGGGACAUGGAACAGGGCCGUGCCCUGAGGGAGGCAGCCGUCGCCGUAGGAGUGUUUGGACCACCCGUUUCGUUGGCCCUCCUCUCGCCGUCCCGCUACGGACCGAGCAUCCUGCCGACGCCCGCCCUUCCGACGAGCCAGUUCCUGCAUCACCACAGUCAGGUGUCCUCGCUGGUCAACAGCUUGCCGCACCAUCAUCCGCACCAUCCGCACCAUGCCGCGAUGCACGGUCUGGCCAACGGGCUGUCGAUGAACCUGAACGGAAUGGUCGGAGGCCAUAACGGCACGGUCGGUGUGCAGCUUGGCGGUGACCGAGGUGACGGAAGCGCGGCUGGUGGAAACGGGGGGACGCUGCUCGGACCACUGGGCGGUGGCCACAACGGUGCGACGGGGGACAGCAACAACAACAACAAGCACAGCAGCAGCAGCAGCCACAACAACAACCACAACUCGAGCGGUUCGACGGAAAAUCUCAACACGGCCUCGUCCUCGAACCACUCGAUGGCGGGCGAUCAGUCCCCGAGCGGCGGCGGAUCCCCCGCGCACCUGGACACCCCGGUGAACGGGGUGGGGUCGGGCGCGGCCGGCCGAUGUCCAUCGGCCGGCGGAGUUGGCGUCGGAGGUGGCGGUGGCGGCGGCGAAAGUGACAAACACCCGCAGCACAGUUCGUCCUCGUGUGGCUCGGCCAGCCCGAUCCUGGACCAGGACGCCAUGAACGAUAACGAUGACGAUUCCAUCGACGUCACCAACGACGAGGACACGGACCCGGUACAGAACAACAACAACAUUCCCAGCCUAAUGAACCACCCGUUUUACGGUCAGGCUCCGAUGUUCAACUUCCAAGAGACCAUCUACGAAACGAGUGCCCGUCUGCUGUUCAUGGCCAUGGGUCACUAG
Anopheles cruzii is the source of this 1491-nucleotide messenger RNA. RefSeq names its product protein dissatisfaction-like. Gene Ontology annotation, biological process: anatomical structure development; positive regulation of transcription by RNA polymerase II; cell differentiation. Gene Ontology annotation, molecular function: nuclear receptor activity; zinc ion binding; RNA polymerase II cis-regulatory region sequence-specific DNA binding. The record is from RefSeq and is a predicted model, not a curated record. The transcript is spliced from 9 exons. NCBI's taxonomy places the organism in Eukaryota, Metazoa, Arthropoda, Insecta, Diptera, Culicidae. Bases 1 to 1491 code for a protein of 496 amino acids.